GGGACCCACCACCCGCCCGGCUGGCAUCCUCCGGCAGGCGCCAGAUCUGCCGCGUGGAGCGAGCGCCGCCUUCGAGGGGCGCCGGACGCAGGAGUCAUGACCCUCCGCCGACUCAGGAAGCUGCAGCAGAAAGAGGAGGCGGCGGCAGCCCCGGACCCCGCCGCCCGGGCUCCCGACUCGGAAGCCGCUCCGAUUCCGACCCCGACCGCGGCCCCCCCUGCUGCAGCCGCCAGCCCUGGGAUCCGGGACGAGCUGUACGCGGCGCUGGAGGACUAUCACCCGGCCGAGCUGUAUCGCGCGCUCGCCGUGUCCGGGGGCACUCUGCCCCGCCGAAAGGGCUCAGGGUUCCACUGGAAGAAUCUCAGCCAAAGUCCUGAACAGCAGCGGAAAGUGCUGACUUUGGAGAAGGAGGAGAACCAGACCUUCGGCUUUGAGAUCCAGACUUACGGCCUUCACCACCGGGAGGAGCAGCGAGUGGAGAUGGUGACUUUUGUCUGCCGAGUUCAUGAGUCCAGCCCUGCCCAGCUGGCUGGGCUCACACCAGGGGACACCAUCGCCAGCGUCAACGGCCUGAACGUGGAGGGCAUCCGGCAUCGGGAGAUUGUUGACAUCAUUAAGGCGUCUGGCAAUGUUCUCAGACUGGAAACUCUGUAUGGGACAUCAAUUCGGAAGGCUGAACUGGAGGCUCGUCUGCAAUACCUGAAGCAAACCCUAUAUGAGAAGUGGGGAGAAUACAGGUCUCUAAUGGUGCAGGAGCAGCGGCUGGUGCACGGUGAGACUGAGGCCCGCGAGCAGGCCCUGUGCGGCCCUGGGCUGCGCAAAACGAAGUACCGCAGCUUCCGCCGGCGGCUGCUCAAGUUCAUCCCCGGACUCAACCGCUCCCUGGAGGAGGAGGAGAGCCAGCUGUAGGGGCGCGGGCGGGCGGGGGAAGGUAUUUAUUUAUUUAUUCGUUCCAGCCAGUGCAAAAAGGAGGCGGGGCGGUUGCCCGGCUAAGGGGACCCCAGGAGCCCAGAGCAGCGGGAGAGGGCCCUUGCCAGCCCCAGCUGGCCUGCCUGGUUCCUGGCUUGUCUCUGCCAAGUGGUGAACCCGGGCCCCAGGCCCCUUUACUCCUCCUUCCCAAAACCACCAUGGGAGGUGGUGCAGGGCAGAACCAAGCGAGUUCGCUCAGGGUUGGGAGAGGUUCGGGGGCCAAAGAUGGAGCGUGCCGUCUAUCAUCUGGGUCAGUAGUGCCUUGUGGGGUGUCCAGGAAAACCCCUCCUCCGAGUGGGGGACCCUGUCCCACGAAGCCCUCUCCUCAGCUUUACUUGCUCCCCACCCUUGGCCUUGGGGAGAAAUGGCCAAUGCUGGGUCAUUCCCCCACCCUCCACACACACGCGCACACAGUUCCAGUUAACCAGUGGGCCCCUGAGAGGUCCUAAGGUGCUGGUCCCCCUCCCUCCUGGCCUUGACCCCUAAGGGCUUGGCCCCUCCCAGGGGCCUGUAACUAAGUGGGGUCCUGCCAGGCAUGGGUCCUGGGUUCUUUGCCCCUUGGGGGACAGGAAUGGGAAUGUCCUGGUUGGGGUGGGGGCAGCUCAGACUGUUCCACCAUUUUGCAUAUUGUUGCUUCUGAACCACAAACUAAAAAAUUGACUUUUUUU
Molecule: messenger RNA, 1637 nt
Organism: Vicugna pacos (alpaca)
Lineage: Eukaryota; Metazoa; Chordata; Mammalia; Artiodactyla; Camelidae
Source: RefSeq, a predicted model, not a curated record